Lolium rigidum is the source of this 390-nucleotide messenger RNA. RefSeq names its product protein NONRESPONDING TO OXYLIPINS 2, mitochondrial-like. The coding region runs from base 115 to 390 and encodes 91 amino acids. The transcript is spliced from 2 exons. The record is from RefSeq and is a predicted model, not a curated record. Lineage: Eukaryota; Viridiplantae; Streptophyta; Magnoliopsida; Poales; Poaceae.
CGAAUGGCCCAACCGUGGAAAUGAAAGCGUCCUGCCCUCCUCUUCCUGCCGCCGCCGCCGCAUCUUCCACAACCCAGACCUAAUCUCCUCUCCGAUCCCCACCAAUCCUUCGAGAUGGCCUCGACCUUCCGCGCCGCCGCCCGCGUGGCCUCCGCGGCCUGCCGCUCGGCCGCGUCCCGCUCCAUCCCCUCCGUCGGCCGCUCGGCCGCACGGCGCGCCCCGUGCAUCUCCAGGUUGCCUGUGGAGCUUGGGUGCGUCGCGGGGAUGUCGCUGCUGCCGCUGCACAGCGCGGUGGCCGCGGCGAGGCUGACCUCGCGGCUCAGCACGGCGUCCCGGAGCUGCUGCGCGCUCUCUCAGGGUAUCCUCUGUCGCACCUAUCCCGGACUUUAA